AUGCCAUCAGAAUCCGAUUCACCGACAACAUCUUCAGGAACUUAUAGUCAGACGGUUUGUUUUGUUUAUAGAUCUUUGAGAUAAAAAAAGAUAAAAUCAGAGGGAAAACGGGUUUUUUUUCUUUCUCUGUCAUUUUUUCCCAAAAAAAUUGGCAGAAACAAAAAAUUAUUGAGGGAAUAAUCGAAGGAAGAAUUUUUGCAGAUUGGCCUUCUUUAUGUGUUCAAUCUGAUUGUUGGAACUGGUGCUCUUGCUCUUCCAAAAGCUUUCCAAAGUGCUGGAUGGUUUUUGAGUAUCUCACUUCUGUCGUUCUCAGCAUUUAUGAGUUAUGUAGCGGCAACAUUUAUUAUUGAAGCGUUGUCUGUUGCCAAUGCAGUGGUUUCGAAAAAUAGAAGAAGAGAGAGAGUUAAUGAUUUUGAAGAUGUUGUUAUUCAGGAUAGUGGACCAUCGACUUUUGAGAUUGUGAAGAAGGUUGAAGUGGUGUGUUUUUUUGAGAAUUUUUAUUCGAAACUUGUACGUAUUAAAGAAUACUAGAAAGUAAUGACAAAAAAAAUUCAAAAAAUUUAAAAAUUAACCCAAAAUAAGAUUUUUCAAGAUUCAAAAAAUGAUACUCAAAUUGUUCCUGGUGGUUUUCUGAAAAAAAAAUCUCGAAAUCCAGCCUAAUAAACUUAUGGAAACUUUUUUUUAAAUUCCAGAGUGAAAUGGCAGCGAUUUUCCUUCCAAAAGUCUGGCUGGUCUUUUCAUACUUUGCUAUCAUUAUCUACCUCUUUGGAGAUCUUGCAAUCUAUUCAACAACAGUUCCAAAAUCAGCAAUGAAUAUCAUCUGGUGAGUAUCUCAAUCUCUGGGAUAUUUUCCAACAAUUAUUUCUGAAACUUUUUCAGCGCAACCAUAAACUCCUCUACAGUUAAACCAACCGAUCUUUGUCACCCAAAUUGGGCCGAUUUUCUUACACGAAUGAACGUGUAUCGAGGAUGCGUUUUAGUUUUCGUUGUGAUAGUGUGCCUUCCAAUGGUUCUUGUUGGUAUCACAAAAACUAAACAUAUCCAAAUGAUGACAACUUUAUCAAGAUGGGGAGCUUUCAUUUUGAUGAUUUCCUUGGCAUCUCUUCAAUUAUUGAGCAACGGACCAGCUGCUCAUCCACCAGCUUCAAAUUUCCAUGGAUUUGGCUCACUUUUUGGUUGUGCUGUUUACGCCUUUAUGUGCCAUCACAGUAUUCCAUCAUUGAUCACACCAAUGGAGUAAGUUCAGUAGUUUAUUAAACGUUAUCUGAUUUUUGUUUAGAUCAAAAGAUCGCGUCUUCGGAAAAAUUGCAGUUGUAUAUGGAAUUGUUGGAGCAUUCUACUUUACUCUUUCACUAACUGGAGCUUUUGCUUUUGAACAUGUGCAAGAUAUUUACACUUUGAAUUUCUUGCACGAUGAGAAUACUUCAUUUGUUUAUACAAUUAUCGAUUAUUUUUUGGCGCUUUUCCCGAUUAUUACAUUGACUUCGAGUUAUCCGAUUAUUGCAUUGACAUUGAUCAAUAAUUUCAAAGUUGUGAAGGAUAUUUUGUGGCCAAAGACUGGGUUAGUUUUUGAGAGAAAACUUUCGAGAGAGAAAAACUAAAUUCUUCAACAACUUUCGGAAAUUUAAAUAUUCUUAAACUUGAACCCAACGUCCCUCUAAACAGGCAUACUUUUCAGAAUUGAAAACGAGUCUCUUCUCGAAGAAGAAAACAAUGACGACGAUACCGACGAUGAAAGAGAAGUCAGAACAUCUCGAAAUGACAAAAAAUCAGUUUUCGAUAUUUUUGUCACAAUUCUUGUUUUGGCCCUUCCAACCUUCCUCAGUCUUAUGACUGAUAACAUGCUUCUCCUCGCCUCAAUCACCGGAAGUUUCCCAGGAGUCGUUGUUCAAUUCGCAAUUCCAUGUCUUCUUGUUUCGGCUGCGCGUAAACACGCAAGAAGUGUUUUGAAUUUCCCAGUGCCACGUAAACACGUCAGCCCAUUCCAAGGUACCAUUUGGAUUGUUAUGAUUUCUUUAUGGGCAUCUUUUUCAAUUAUUAUGGUUUUGUUGAACCUUAUCGGGGUCAAGUUCUAA
Molecule: messenger RNA, 2075 nt
Organism: Caenorhabditis angaria
Lineage: Eukaryota; Metazoa; Nematoda; Chromadorea; Rhabditida; Rhabditidae
Source: the annotation of a GenBank genome assembly